Molecule: messenger RNA, 3517 nt
Organism: Musa acuminata subsp. malaccensis (wild Malaysian banana)
Lineage: Eukaryota; Viridiplantae; Streptophyta; Magnoliopsida; Zingiberales; Musaceae
Product: protein SMAX1-LIKE 4-like
Source: RefSeq, a predicted model, not a curated record
AAGUGAAUUAGGCCAAAAGAAGGUGCAGAAAGUGAAAGCGAGCAAUCCCUGAAGUGGAUGUAGAAAAGCAACACCAACACUGCAACACUCGCAACAGAAAAAGCCAGAGAAGGAGAGGGACAUGAUAAGAGGGAAAAGGAGCUGCUUCAGCUGUAUAAAGCUCCUCCCACCCAGUUGUCCAACUCCCCCCCUGCCACUGAACACACUCUCUCCAAUCCCCACAAAGUGUAGUCGUCACUACUCCUCUUCUGCUGUAGCCAAAGAAACUAGUAGCAGCUGCAGUUGCAGUUUCAGUUGCAGUUGCAGAGAGAGCAAGCAAAGCAGCUCCUUCCUUUUCCACCGUAACACAUUAAUUCACCCCAAGGUUGGUGUCGCCGAAGGAGGAGGACGCCACCAAGAAGUGGAACGAGCUCUGUUGGCAACGCCGCACGGGUUGGACUCCAAGGCGAAGUCAUGCGAACAGGAGUCUGCACAGUGCAGCAGGCCCUCACAGCUGAGGUAGCCGCAGUCCUGAAGCACUCCCUCGACCUGGCCAGAAGAAGAGGCCAUGGCCAGGUCACGCCGCUCCAUGUUGCCGCCACCCUCAUGAGCUCCUCCUCCGCCUCAUCAGACCUACUUCGAAGGGCUUGCCUCAGAUCCCAGCCUCAUCACCCCGCCUCCCACCCGCUCCGGUGCAGAGCGCUUGAGCUGUGCUUCAAUGUGGCUCUCAACAGGCUCCCCACCACCGCUCCUCCUUCCUCCGGCCCUCUCUUCCCUUCGCCGUCCUCCCUCUCCAACUCCCUCAUUGCAGCCCUCAAGCGAGCCCAGGCCAACCAGAGGAGGGGCUGCAUUGAGCUCCAACAACAGCAACCUCUGCAGCAGCAGCAGCCGCCUCUUCUGGCCAUCAGGGUGGAGAUGGAGCAGCUCAUGCUCUCCAUCUUGGACGACCCUAGCGUUAGCAGGGUGAUGAAAGAGGCGGGCUUCUCUAGCAGCUGCGUCAAGAACAACCUGGAGGAGGAGACCUCUGUUUCAGGCCAGUCCUCACCACUUCUGUUCGAGUCCAGUAAGGACAUCAUCAACCAUGGCAGAGAUUUCUGGCAGAAGUAUCUUUUGAGACUGUCCGCUGAGCAGAGCCCGCCUCAUGCACCAAAAUCCUCCCUAAACGAGGACUUGAGGGUGGUCUUGGAGGUGAUGCUAAGGAAGGAGGGGAGGAGGAGCAACACCGUAGUGGUGGGGGAUUCUGCUUCCAUGGCAGAGGGGCUGGUGGCUGAGCUUAUGGGGAGGGUGGAGAGAGGUGAGGUCCCUGAUGAGCUCAAGCAUGCUAGUUUCAUAAACCUUCAGUUCUCCUGUGUGCAGCUCAGGCUCAUGAGCAAGGGUGAUGUGGACCUGAAGGUGUCUGAUCUCAGAAGAACCAUCAAUUCUCUAGCAGGAGAUAGAGUUGGUGGGGGUGUGAUCAUCCAUGCAGGGGACCUAAGUUGGGCAGUGCAUGAGGAAGCAAGAGAUGGGUGUGGCUUCAACGCAGUGCAGCACAUGGUUGCAGAGAUGGGUAGGCUGCUAUCCGAGUGCAAGAGCAUCAACAGCAAUGGUGUUGGGGCUGGCAGCAACAAGGUAUGGCUGCUGGCUAGUGCAAACUAUGAGACGUACGUGAAGUGCCAGAUGAGACAGCCAUCUCUCGAGAUGCAAUGGGCUCUGCAAGCAGUGGUGGUUCCCUCGGGUUGGCUGGGGCUGAGCCUCCAAGCUUCCAGUGGCCUGGAUUCAAGGGUGCCAAAAUUUGGUCAGUUUCCCUUCCAACUGGUUGAAUCAAAGGUUUUAAGCUCAAAAGAAGAUGAGAAGCUCACUUGCUGCAAUGAGUGUAUGUUCAAUUUUGAGAAAGAAGCAUUAUUUUUCAAUUCAGAAAUCAAAGACAUGAGCAAUAUCUCAACCCAGACCUCAAGCUAUCAUAAGGAAGCUUUGGUAGAAUUGAAGAGGAAGUGGAACAAGCUGUGCCAGAGUCUUCAUCACAGUCAAGCUCAUUUGUACCCUCCAUCGUUCAGUCAGAGUCUUAUCAGUAGUAGAAACUACUCCACCAAACCUUCAUCAAAUUCAUGGUGGUCUAGCGGCUUGUUCUCCAACCAAAACAAAAACUUGAUCGAACCACAUCCUGUAUCGUUCUCGGCGACUAGUCUAAAACUCAAUGCUGGAUUCUCAAGCACUGUAGUUGACAAGAAGAAUGAAACUGGGAACUGGCAGGAGAGAACCGAGUCAAAUCAAUGGUUGUCUGAAGCAAGCUUGAAUUCCCUUAAAAUGGCAGCAAAUCAGCAGGUUAUGACUGCUCUUGCUCUGUACAGUCCCCUAUACUCUGAUUCAGCAACAUCAAAAGACCAGACAAGGCGAUCGAUGGCAGAACCAUUAGAACUUGGACGACAACUGCAAGAGAACAUCCCCUGGCAAUCUGAAGCCAUCCCUUCGAUUGUGGAAGCAUUGCAUGACUGCAGAAAUGGUGACAAGAAGGUUGUUCGGCUGCUGAUCCAAGGAAAUGAUCAUGUUGCCAAGAGAAGACUUGCCCGGGUCAUGGCCGAGUCCUUUUUUGGAUCCCCCAAUAAACUGAUCCAGAUUAAUCAGAGGAAUUCGUCCACAACCGGAGAGGAUUCAUGCUUGGAGACCCUCAUAGAUGCCUUGAGAAAGGAACCGAAGUGUGUGGUCUUGAUAGAGGAUGUCAAUCGAAUGCAUUGCAACUUCGUCAACUCCUUCACGGGUGCGUUGAAAGUUGGAUCCUUCAAGGACUCAUUUGGUGGAGAAGUGAGCUUGGGUGAUGCAAUCUUCGUUCUUACCACUUCCAAGUUGACCAAAUUCGAUGUUGCCAACAACGUAGUGAAUAUGAGAUUCUGUGUUGAAGAUUCAUCACCUAGAGAUGCUAAGAGGAGGCCAGAAACUGAUCUGCAGAACAUGUCCAAGAAGGGGAGAACAGGUGAGUCCAGCUUCGAUCUUAACAUGCAACCGAGCGAGGACAGCGAGGAAGACGCCGUCCCCAGUGAUCUCACACAUGAGACAGAAUGCAUCAGUCUCCAUCUCCCACAAGAGCUUCUUGAAGCCACCGUUCAGCUCACAUUGGACGCAGGAAGUCACCAGUUCCAGGAAAUGAAGCUCAAUCUCCUCUCAAAGCUCCAUAGAGCCUUCGAGGAAAUCCCGAGCGAUGACAACGACAAGAAGGGACACCUCUUCAUCGACCCCACAGUGGGGGAGGAGCUAAUGGAGGCCUCUGGUUCCUUCUCAGAGAGCUUCUUCGAGCAUUGGGUGAGGGAAGUCUUCCAAGUGAGCUUGCAGAGCAUAAAAAAGGGCAGGAAUGUGAGAUUGAGCUUGGAAGGUGAAGAGAGACACGUUCAAGAGUCCGGAUUCAUGGGUUCUGUUCUACCACAUAGCAUACAUGUGGAUUGAAGCUGCAAGUGAACCCUCCCUCCUGUUGUAAACUUGCAGAGAUGAGCAUAACGCCACCCUGUAACAUGUUCUUCUGGCAAAAACUUCCCACUUCAAAGUCCUUCACUAGUGUUGAUCUUCUCUA